CAUCAAAUAAAACAGUUUUUUAAAAUAAUUUAUCAGUAUUAAGAUAUCUGGGCACUCUAAACUGUUCUUCAAUUAUUUCCAAGUAAAAUAAAGUAACAUUCAUAAGCACUAACACAUGCCAACCACUUUAUACAGGUAACCUCUAUUUUACAGUUUCUGAUCCUUCUAGAUAACAUAGAAUAUCUUUUCUCCUGAAAACACCCUGACAGUUAUUUCUAGGGGUUCUUAGGGGGUGCCUCAUGUGUUAAUGGGGAAGUUCUCCCUGCUCCCCCAUGACUCUGACCACUCAUUUUUUUCAGUUUCUUACUUUGCCUGCUUCAGGCCCUCUUCAGUGACAUGACCGAAGCUGAGUGAUGUCCUCUCCCCUUCGCUGUGUGCAUGGCCCACACCUGCUACUGACAACUGCUAAUACUUCCCUAGUAUGUCAUGGAAACUGACUGUCCAGUGCUCUGCCAACACCCUCACUUCUCAUUUUCUGAAUCCUUGAGAGUCCGUGGAGUACCAGCUUCCCUGAUUUCAUCUGGUCUGGGCAGCAGAGUGGAGGAGGCCUGGCUCUGUGCCAGUUUGACUUGUACCUCAUUUUGUCACCUGGACCACCAUGACUUGCAUACCCUUUCCUGUGUUUCUCUUAGAAGCUUAGUGAAAACAAACUUUCUAUUUCUCAUACACGCCUCCUCCCAUCCUUGAAUCUGGCUCUUGGAAUUAGUCAUGAAGAUGGGAUCCUUGAUCUCCCGCCAAGGUACCUCUCAUCCAGUGUGAGAACUGUGUGCCGAAAUGCUCCCCUCUUUUUCUAGACAUCCCAGUCUGUGAGUUCCAAGAUUAGCCUCUUUUAUCCAGGACCUAUAUUUCACCAUAUUAUUCCCGCUUUAAAAAUUAGAAAGCUGAAGCAGAAGGAGAGUUACUCUAUUUGUCUGAGUCAGUCACACUGACAGUAAUGAAGUCAAGGUUCCAACUGAGGUCCCUCUGAUUCCAGAGACAAGUUAUCUCACAACUAUACUUCAUGAGCUUCAAGAGAUACAAAAAUGAAAAAACAAGGUCCCCUUCCUUAAGGAAUUCACAGCCUAGAAGCAGAGUCUACCAACUGUAGAUUGGCUCAUUUGUAAAUGUUGACAAUGGCCACUGGCUGAUGGGAUUAACAAUGGGACAAUGGGAAUUUCAGAGGAUCUGGUCUUGUGGAGUACUUUUGCUCUGGGCAAGCUUUUUGCGACCCAGUUUGGUGCCUAAAUUGGGAUGUGCAUUAGAAUGUCCUGUUACAAAUACAGUUCCCAGAACCUUAUCUCAGACCUAUCAAAUCAGAAUUUUUAGAUGUGGGGCUCAGGAAUCUUUAAUAGACUGCUCAGGUGAGUCUUUUGCCGUCAGCCCACAUUGCUCCUAAGAUGGAUAUUUGGGACUCACCUUCUUAGAAAUUGUUGCAGAGGAAUCUGCUUUAGAGACCACUAACUUCUUGGAGGAGACAGAGGAGGAAGUAAAGCAAAGGAGACGAGAGCCAGCAGUUGAGAAAAGGUGUCAAGGGAAUAGGCUUAGAAACUCGAGCUAUGUGAUGAAAUAUUAGACUCCAUUAUGAAACACCUGCACAGAAAGGCAGAUGGGAGAGACUGAGGUUCUUCCCAGACCUCUUAGCAGCAUCUGCUGGUAGCUCUGGCACCGGGGACUUACAAAGAAAAAGCAGCAGAUGGUUUUUGUGCAGAAAAUUUCAACUUUCAACAAUAGGCUGGGAUGUUUUUGUUUUUGCUUAUUUUUUUAGGCUAGGCAAGUAAAGCAGUGGAAGUGAAGAAGGAACAAAGAAAUCUGUAAGUUGUUGUGAUCUAUUAGUUGUAAACACCACUGCACUCGGACCAGCCUAGGCCGGGCUGUUUUAAAUGAUAUAAAUUAGCAACCAGCAGGCAAGCAUUCAGUGCUUCUACGUUUGCAUGUAAGUUCAGCAAGCCACCCUGCUUUAGACUGCCUCCUGCAGCUGAAUUCAGGGUGAGUAUUUGGGGAGUCUGGGCUGUCAUUGUCUAAUAGAAAUGGUCUGCUUUCUGAUCAUCUGCCUGUAGGACACCUGGGGAAGGCUGCUUUCAUCUUGCUGUGCGUGACUCUCUCAUCUCAGUAUGUAAUACAGUUCUCUGAGGGACCGGUAAUCAUCCUCCCAAGUGGCUUAUUGCUCAGAAACACAGAUUUUUGUCAGAUGCAUCAACCUAACCAAGAGAUUGUUUAGAGACUAGUUUGGGGGCAGAAUGCACAACUUGGCUGCCAGAGUAAGGGUCCAGCUAAUGUGAAUUUAGUGUUUCUUGAUUCCUUCAAGAAAUUUUUUUUCUGGGACUUAAAGCAUGGGAGCAGGGCGAGCUGGGCUGGCAUGGCGAUGUUUCUAUCUGGGCUGAAGAAGGAAGUCCCCACUAUGACUGAAGGAAAGCAACAGGUUCCUAAAGAGAAUAGUAUUUUCGUUUGUUGAUUAGUAAUUUUAUCUGCCACAGGUGAUUUUUGUUCUUUUAUUCUUUGUUUUCUGCCUCCUUGGGUCGGUGCCCUGCCAGUUCUUGAUAUCCCUUUCUUUUAACAGGUCAGCAUCUCCCAGUGGCAUAGACUUGAUCUCCUUCACUGUGCGAGCCUGGGGGUCUGGGACCUCCAGCCUCAACAACAGGGCUUUGGUCAUAGGCUGUUUCUGUAUUGCUGAGAGCUCCCUCCCCAACCACUUCCAGGCUAAUCCUUUGGGAGGCAGCAGCUUGAGGCUGUUUUUGAUUCAGCCAGUCUGUUACUUACAUAGAUAGCGAAGGCAAGAGAAGCUAAAAAUGUCAGCCCUCUGGGUUCUUGUGCCAUGUGCCAAAAGGAUGACACUAAAACAAGAGGGGCAAGAUGACUUCAACACCAGUUGUGGGACACCCUGUUGCUAAAGAACCAAGUCUACACUGUAGCUAAACAGCCAUACAGCUGCAGCUCUGCCCUAAGGAGGCGCGAUGGGUGAACUGUAAAGCUCUGUGUUUCUCUGGAACCUGGGAGGUCUAUAAGAAAACUUCUUCGUGGAAUCCCCUCACAAGAUACAGAUGAAACAAACAAUCUUGUGAAGCCUCCUCUGAAGAUUGCCUACCUUGCCAUUCUCCUAGAAGGAUCACAGGGCAUCCCAUCCAGAUUUAGGUCAUAUAGCCAUGCAAGCUUUGCCUGUAUAUUCUAUGUGGAUACAUGUGAGAUCUCCAGGGUACUGUGGUGGAGCCAUUCUCCUGCAAAUGGUCUUAAGAACCAGACCAAAGGAUUUAGGUUUACCCUUAAAUGAAUCUGGGAGCUACUGGAAGUUUAAAGCAGGAGAGUAAUUUGAGUAUUUUUGAGUUUUGUAGAGAUCUGUCUGAUAAGAUUGUAGAGAUUAUAUAUAUAUAUAUAUAUGUAAAAAACCAUAAGGAGGAAGAAAGAUUUGGAGGAAAAGGAUGAUAGUUUGUGUGAAUGAAGAAGAAAGUACAAUCACGUAGGAACACGUGGAAUGUGAAGGGCUCCAUGUGCCGUGCAAGUGACAGGCCUUUGCCCUCAUGAAGUUUACAGAUUAACAGGAGAGAGAAAACAUAGCAUAAAUGGUUCUAAUACAAGGUUCAAUAUAGUAAGUGCUCUGAGAGGCAUAGUGGAGAACCCAGAAGAAGGAGAGCCCUCUUCAGCUGGGUGUCCUCGCGUAUAGUAAGUGGUUUAUUGAUAAGGACAAUGCAGUGUUGGACAGGGUAAGCUUUAGGGCUCUUACAAGUUAACAUUCUGGAAAUCUAUGAGGACUAGCUCAGAGAGGCAAUGAACCUUAUCAACUAACAAAGGUAUGAAUCUACAUAGUUGUAUAUAGAUGGAUUAUUUGGGAUUAAAUUGAAAAUAAGACAACAGAAAUGCAAUAUAAGAAACAGGAAAAAGUCAUAUAGGUUAAGCAUGGUGAGAGGUGGCAAGGAGGAAGUUUGAGGGCUUUGGAUGUUGGGGGCAGGGUCAACUUUCCAUUUACCACUGGAAAUAUUAAUAGAUGGGUCCUCGCCUCCCACUUUGCACCCUCACAUUUUGGCAUUUCCAUUUUACUUUGUUGUCCUUCCUCCACCCAAGGUGGGGGGACAGUCAAUACCCAUUGCCUCAGAAAGAGGUGGCAUAUCAAAAAGAGAAAAACAGAAAAUCUUCUCCUGGCUUUUGAGUUACAAAAAACCUAAUGGCUUAUAUGUAGUCAUGAAAUCACAAAUGGGUGUGUUUCAUUUGGUUUAUACCUUGUUUUGUUGUUUUGCUUAACGGAACACAUUUGAAUGCUUAUAGACUGGGCAGGUAGUCUUUAGUUCACUAUAGUCCUGUAUUUCAUUCAUAACUAGCCUUUAUCUACAAAUUCAUAUUACCUGCCUGUCCCCAACAGGUAUCUGAAUUUGGAACCUCUGGCAUACAUUGUAAAACAAGUUUGGAAGAAGACAUAACAAUGUAUGAGCAGGGUUUCCCAACCCCAAGUCUUUUAGCAUCGUAGAAGUCACAAGAAAUUCACUUGCACUGCAAGGAAAAACAAGGUUCUCUGAAUUCUAUGAUUAUACCUCUGCCACCUGGAGAAACAAGGGCUCAAAAUAGAAAUUACUUGGCAUCUAGAAAAAAAUACAUUUUGUGCACAUGUAGGUUUGUGGGCUAUAAUUCAAUAUUACUAUUUCAUUAUAUGUACUGUCAAAGUAUGCACCGGAGUGUAUAUUUAACUGAAGGCUUCAGAGCCCUUUGUCUCCCCACCACUGAGCUCAGGGUCCCAUCUCUACUGCUCCCUCUCCUCAGCUCUGGGAGCUCCCGGUGGCAGCACUGCAACCUCAGUCUCUCUGUGACCUGCAGGUACUGGGAAAUCUGUAGGAAGGAUGAUGGAUAACCCAGAAGCCAGGAAAUGGUACUGGAGGAUCCAUAGGGCAGGAAGCACCACUUGGUCCCCUUGCCAGUUGCCAAUGUUGCAGCUGACAGCCACACCAGCAAGUGCCCUUGCAGAUGAUCCAGUGCACAUCCGAGUGACAGGCCUACCCCCAUUCCAGGUGGUGACCCUCAAGGCCUCGCUGAAGGAUGAGAAGGGUAAUCUGUUCCAGUCCAAAGCCUUCUACAAGGCCAAUGGGGCUGGCCAGGUGGACCUGGAGCAGACUCCGGCACUCGGUGGCGACUACGUAGGGGUCCAUCCGAUGGGCCUCUUCUGGUCUCUGAAGCCUGAAAAGGCUUUCCAGAGGCUACUCAAGCAGGAUGUGAUGCACAGCCCCUUUUGGGUCACUCUGGACCUAUAUGAUUCCAUUUGCUUCCAUGAUUCACCCACAGUUCAACCAUGGGCCAGCCAGAUGGUGCAGCGCUGGUUCUCGGGCCCUGGGGUACAGAGGAAGCAGAUCCGAGAAGGUCGAGUGCGAGGAGCCCUUUUUCUUCCUCCAGGGGAAGGCCCUUUCCCAGGAGUCAUUGAUUUGUUUGGGGGCUUUGGGAAUCUAAUAGAAUUUCGGGCCAGUCUUUUGGCAACCCGUGGCUUUGCAGUGCUGGCAUUAGCAUAUGUUGCCUAUGAAGACCUGCCUGACAAACUGCUGGAGGUGGACUUGGAAUAUUUUGAGGAAGCUGCCAACUUGCUACUAGCUCACCCCAAGAUCCAAAAGCCAGGAAUUGGAGUGAUCUCCUUGUCCAAGGGUGCAGAGAUCGCGCUGGCCAUGGCCUGCUACCUGAAGCAAGUGGUAGCCACCAUCUGCAUUAACGGGUUCAAUGCCGUCUCCAAUGUUCCGCUCAGGUACAGGGAUCUGGUUGUGACACCCAUCCGCUCAGGUGGGGAGCGCAUGCAGGUGCACAUCUCUGGAGCUGUGUGCUAUCGCCACUGUCACGGAGAUCCCCGGGAUCAGCUGAAUCGGCAGAGCGUGCUUCCUGUUGAAAAUGCCCAGGGCUGGAUCCUUUUCAUCGUUGGAGAAGAUGACGAAUGCAUCAAUAGCAAAGCCUAUGCUGAGCAGGCCAUGGACCAGCUGCAGAGCCAUGGCAGAAGCUGCGGAAGGAUUCUAGUGUACCCAGGUGCAGGCCACCUCAUAGAGCCACCCUACGCUCCUUUGUGCUUCGCGUCCUGGGUCCGGGGCUUUUCCUGGCCCUUCCUCUGGGGAGGGGUCCCUGCUGCCCACGCCGCAGCCGAGGAGCACGCCUGGGGAGAAAUCCAGAAAUUCUUCAGGCAACAUCUCAUUCAGACCAGAUGCAAACUCUGAGCCAGGGCUGAGUGAUGAUGGGGGUUGGUGGGGCAGAAGAGACCCGAGUUGGGGAAUAACUAGGAUAAGGCAAGAACGAGGGGGGAGAGGGUUUCUCCCUGGCUUCGCUAGAUUCACACUCAUCUUGAAUCAGCUGGAAGUCAGACUAAAGGAAAGGGCCGGGGCACACUUGCAUCUGAAGUAUUUCUGAAAAAUUUGUGCUUCAAAUUUUUGUACAUGGAAUCUUAGUUUAUGCAUACUAGGGUACACUGCCAUUUCAAAGUCAUGAUAGCCUUGGAAACCGAAUAAUCUUUUAUAUCUCAGUUAGAAAUAUUUUGGAUCCAGGCAUUGCCAAUCUAGAUGAAUUCCCUGGAACUCCAAGUUGCUUGCAAAAGUACAUCUUCUGUUUAAGCCAUUUUGAGUUGGGUUUCUGAUCCUUGAUAUGAAAAGUUCUAAUACCACUAUUGAAUGUAAUGUUUGCUGUAGAUUUUCAGUAGGUACUUAAAAAAACAUUUUUUUUUUGCUAGAAUAGUGAUGCUUUUCUUUAUUUCUUUCUCUCCCUCUCUCUGUCUCUCUAUGUAUAUAUUACCAUUUUAAUCAGGAAUAGGAUUGAAUUUAAUCGAAUGCUUUUUAGUAUUUAUUAAAAUUAAAUCUGUUAAUAAUUUUAAAGCUGUUACUACAGCAUCUGGCACAUAGCAAUUACUGUUAUCAGAGUUAGCCAUUAUUAUUUACAUAACGCUUUUCCUCUUGAAUGUGGUGAAUUGCAUUCAGUAGUAGACUAAUUUUGCUUAUUUAUCUAAUUUUGAUGGAUGAAUUUCUCAUAUUGACUAAUUUGUGUUUUCUUUUGGAGCCAAUCUAGUCAUUUAUAUUUCUCAGAAUUUCACCAUGUUUUCUAGAACAUAUUUUUUUCUCUUAUAAUUUUUUACAUAGCCCCUGUUGUUGAUAUGCAUAUU
Molecule: messenger RNA, 7075 nt
Organism: Microcebus murinus (gray mouse lemur)
Lineage: Eukaryota; Metazoa; Chordata; Mammalia; Primates; Cheirogaleidae
Source: RefSeq, a predicted model, not a curated record